Molecule: messenger RNA, 3118 nt
Organism: Prinia subflava (tawny-flanked prinia)
Lineage: Eukaryota; Metazoa; Chordata; Aves; Passeriformes; Cisticolidae
Gene: LIPH
Product: lipase H
Exons: 9
Coding region: 1504-2934 (476 amino acids)
Biological process (GO): lipid catabolic process
Molecular function (GO): glycerophospholipase activity; carboxylic ester hydrolase activity
Source: RefSeq, a predicted model, not a curated record
AAUAUUUUGACAGAGUUUAGGAUUACUGCUAGAGGUGAGAAAGGAGCUGGAAGGAAAACAAUGUUUAAAUUAUAUUCUUUUGCCAGUGCAGCAGAAAAAGCUCUGUCCUGGAGCUUCUAGAUCCACAGAUGUGGUGUCUUUUCUCAGUGUUUAUCAUCUUCAAAAUAACAAGCCCAAAUUUUUGCCUGGGUGGCUAUCAAAUGGGACCACAGAAUGGCACAUGUUCAGCUGCUCAGAUUGCUGAGCUGCUUGAUGCUGAAGAGCUCAAGGAGCUUGUGAAAGAAUCAUUCUAGGCACAUGCUCUGCCUCAACUGUGAUCCAUGCCUGCACCACAGGAGCAGACACUUGUCUGAAUGAAAAGGAGCUGCAGACAGCAGGAAGAGUUAAGGAUUAACCUGAGAAUUAGCAAAGUCAAAAAGCUUAAUAAGUACAGCAUGGACCAAAGAACCAGCUAUGCCACUGGGAGCUGUAAUAGUUCAGCUCCUCAUUGGAUCAUCACCAGGGGAAAGAAAGCAGAGCCUGGGCUUAAUUAGGUAUUUCUAAUCCAUCCCACGUUCCCUUUCCCUGGCCUAUGUUAGAAGAAUUUGCUAAGAAAACGCCAGGCAAAACUACCACCCAACUUCUAUCCAGCAGCUAUCCCUGCUCCCACACGCUUCUCAUCCCUUUACAAACUCCCCAUCACCCUCGUUUUCCCAAUUUUGCCACUAUACCUUCCAGCUCCAAUCUCAGACUUCAUUUCCUGCCCCUGACAGUUGUCUUUCCUUGGCGAUCUCCUUCCUCCCAUCCAGCAAGGAGAGAAAAAGCCUUCCGUACUUGAAUUAGAGCUGAAUUUGUGAGGUCUGUGAGAAAAUGUGGGAAUGUGGGAAUGCCAGUUGCAUGAGUGUUAUCCAAGGCAGCAGUUUCUUGGGAGCCCAGUGGAGAGCCAGACACCUUGAAGCAGUACUUUCCCUUUGUCCCAACACUGUGCUGUGCACCUGUCUGCUGCCUGAGGUGGUGACAGGAUUUGUAGAAGGGCCUCUGGGCCAUGGCAGUCAGGAGAGCACCAAGGGCAUGGGAGGUAUCAGGGAUUAUUAUGAACUCUCCAAAGGCAGAGCUCUGUGAAACCAAGCGCCAGCCCCACCCAGAUGCUUAUCAGACUUGAAGUGACAUCUACAGUCUUCCUGACAUUCCUUCCAAAAGACAAAUAGACAGGCAAUAAUUUCAUUAGUUUCAACACUUGUAGUCAAAUUGCUGCUUACAGCAUGAUACCAACCCAUUUGUGUCUUUGAUUAGUCAUCCCCCAAGGCAAACUAUAUUUAAAUUAAGGAAACUUGCUAGAAUAGAAGAUGCCCCACCUUCUUAAGAAGCAGCUUCAUUUGACUGCUCUUCAUUCCUUGACUGGUAACUUCCUCCUUUCACCACACCUACUGCUACUGGCAGAAAAAAAACCAAGCAAACUGCUGUCAGAGAAAUUGUGGGAUCCUUCAAAUCUCUUACCUGCAGGAAUUCCAUGUGGAAGUCCAUAUGCUGAGGCUGUGCGUUGCGUUCAUCUGCCUUUUGUAUGGGGUGAAAACAGAUCCUCAGGAGUCAUGUCCUGCAUUCACAGCCCUCAGCUUCAAGAAUGCUUUGAUAGGGACACAGCUGAAAGUGAAGCUGCUGCUCUACACCCGGCAGAACCCAACCUGUGCUGAGGAGCUCCACUCAGCAGCCUCCACUCAGUACCUUAAUGUGACCAAGAAAACAACCUUCAUCAUCCACGGGUACCGGUUCACAGGCUCUGCCCCGGUCUGGAUCUCUCCUCUGGUGAACCUCCUGCUCUCUGUAGAGGACAUGAACGUCAUUGUUGUGGACUGGAACCAGGGGGCAACGACUCUCAUCUACACCUAUGCUUCCAGGAAGUGCAAAAGAGUUGCUGAGAUUCUGAAGAAACUUAUAGAUGAAAUGGUGAUUGCUGGAGCGUCCCUUGACUCUGUGCACAUGAUAGGAGUGAGCCUGGGAGCGCACAUCUCUGGCUUUGUGGGUCAGAUGUUCGAUGGCAAGCUGGGCAGAAUCACAGGUAAGCCUCCCUCCAGCAGUCCUCUCGUCCCGAGGAAGGACAGCCGGAGUGAGGCCGUGCCACGCCCGUGGCUUUGUGCUGCAGGCCUUGACCCCGCGGGCCCCUUGUACCGGGGGGCGGCGCCGAGCGAGAGGCUGGACCCCACGGACGCGCAGUUUGUCGAUGUCAUUCACUCGGACACGGACGGACUGGGUUAUGGAGAAGCACUGGGCCAUAUCGACUUCUAUCCCAACGGCGGGACCGACCAACCAGGCUGUCCACUGACAAUAUUUUCUGGAUUGCAGUAUUUUAAAUGUGACCACCAGAGGUCUGUUUUCCUGUUCCUGUCGUCCCUGACACAGAGCUGCAAUAUCACCACAUACCCGUGCAACUCGUACAGGAAUUACAGGAAUGGCAAAUGCACCAGCUGUGAGCUCUUCUGGCCCAGGCCAUGCCCCAUCCUAGGUUAUUAUGCCCAUGAGUGGAAAAGCUAUUUAACACAACAGAGCCAUCCAGUGACAAGUAUGUUUUUUGACACAGCGGACAAAGAGCCAUUUUGCAUCUAUCACUAUUUGGUGGAUAUUACCACAUGGAACAGAGACACCAGGAGAGGCACCUUCAGCAUCAUGCUAGCUGAUGAAACUGGGAGGAAGACAGAAUCAAAAGUUAAUCCAGAAGCUGCCACCUUCCAGCAGUACAAACAAAUCACUUUGCUUACUGGGUUUGACCAGGAUCUUGAAAAUGUGGAAAGAAUUUCCUUGACAUUUUCAACAGGAUCUGUCAUUGGCCCAAAACUCAAGCUCAGGAUUCUCCAGAUGAGGUUCCACUCACUGACAAACCCAGAAAGACCCCAACUGUGCCGAUACGACCUGGUCCUGACUGAGAACACGCAGAAAACCUUCAAGCCCAUCCCAUGCUGAAGCAGGAUGUCCCGAGGGUGCUGUGCUGGACGGGGCAGAGACAUUUCACCGCGGCGUGGGGACUCACCGGGACGCCUUCUGUGGGGACCCGCUCUCCACGCACAGCACAUAAACGGGCCGGGGGAGUGACAAUAAAACCAUGGCGGCACGUGGCUUUAAAGCGUGGCUUUAAAAGGGGGGGGCU